Messenger RNA from Notolabrus celidotus (New Zealand spotty), 6789 nucleotides. It is a transcript of the gene bsk146, whose product is annotated as brain specific kinase 146. NCBI's taxonomy places the organism in Eukaryota, Metazoa, Chordata, Actinopteri, Labriformes, Labridae. The record is from RefSeq and is a predicted model, not a curated record. Gene Ontology annotation, molecular function: ATP binding; protein serine/threonine kinase activity. Gene Ontology annotation, biological process: peptidyl-threonine phosphorylation; peptidyl-serine phosphorylation. Bases 503 to 1855 code for a protein of 450 amino acids. The transcript has 5 exons.
AUCCUAGUCUGUACGGAGACAGGAGCAGCGGCGGCUCCCGGCGGAGCGGAGCUGCAAUUGGCCAGAGCAGAAAGAAGGGGGAGGGUUUUUCUCCCCCCCCUCGUCUUCCUUGCCUCACUACUGGUGCUCCUCUCCUCCUCCCCUCCUCGCCUCCUCUCCUUCUCCUCCCAUCCUAGAGGACGGAGCGCUGCGGAGACAAUAGGACGCAGAGCCGGAGGAGGCUGCAGGAUGCUCGGCUCCACUCUGACCGUCUCUCUGCUGCUCGGAGGCUGCUCUCUUCUCAACGACUCCCGGCUCUCCUCGAGGCUCUCCUGGCCUUAGUAUGCACUCAGACCCCGCGGUGUGUUCAGCUGCAGCCCGGGCUCACAGGGCGGAAUCCACGGCCCCCCUAUGGGAACCCACUGACGGUCUCACCAGGUGUUAGCUGCUGCUGCUCUCACCCUACCUCAGCGCUCGCCACCAACUUUCUUCCUCUGGUCCGCCCCCUGAAAUAGUCCCAACAAUGAGUUCCUCUCCGCUGGUUUCUCGAGCCAACAUGGACAUCCUGGACGAGCUGCAGCUGAUCGCAGCCCAGAAUCUGGAGAGGCUGGAAGUCAACAAGUAUUAUGAGGUGAUCCGAGAGCUAGGCAAAGGCACCUACGGAAAGGUGGACUUAGUCAUCCACAAGAUCCGAGGCACAAAGAUGGCACUAAAGUUCCUGAAGAAGAAAACAACCAAGCUGAAGUCAUUCCUGCGGGAGUACAGCAUCUCCCUCUACCUGUCGCCUUGCCCGUUCAUCAUCAACAUGUUCGGCAUCGCCUUUGAAACCGACGAGUACUACGUGUUUGCACAGGAGUACGCUCUGGCAGGAGACCUAUUCGACAUCAUUCCCCCACAGGUGGGUCUUCCUGAGGCAGUGGCAAAGCGCUGCGUGCACCAAGUAGCCAUUGCGCUGGACUACCUGCACUGUAAGAAGCUGGUCCACAGAGACAUCAAGCCUGAGAACAUCCUCAUCUUUGACCGAGAGUGCCGCAAGGUCAAGCUUUCAGACUUCGGCAUGACCCGCCGAGCCGGCUCACCUGUCAAAAGAGUGAGUGGCACCAUCCCCUACACGGCUCCUGAGCUCUGUGACGUGUCUCGCCACGAGGGUUUCUGCGUGGAUUACAGCACUGACGUCUGGGCCUUCGGCGUGCUGCUCUUCUGCAUGCUAACCGGAAACUUCCCCUGGGAGAAGGCUCUGCCAUCCGACUCCUUCUACCAGGAGUUCAUCCGCUGGCAGAAGAGGAGGACCAACACGGUGCCGUCCCAGUGGAGGCGCUUCACCGAGCAGGCGCUGCGCAUGUUCCGCAGGCUGCUCUCCGUGGAGCAGGACCGCCGCUGCUCCGUGAAAGAGGUGUUUGGAUACUUCAGCCAUUCCUGGAUGCUGGACGCUGAGAACAACAACAACCAUGGAAACAGCAACAACCACACAAACACCAACAGCAACACCAACAGCAACACUGCAGGCGGGGAGAGAGUCACUGGUGGAGGGGGCGGGGGAGGAGGAGGGGUCCGGGGAGAGGUGGAUGGCACUAUCUCGUCAUCGUCAUCCGGAGAGGAAGAGGAGGAGCUCCUUGUGGAGAGGAUGAAGCAGCAGACUUUAUCUCCCCUGUCCCCCCUCUCCCCCCUCUCCCCCAUGUCACCGGUGGGGAUUGAGCGAGGGAGCGGAGGUGGAGCUAAAGGUGGGAUGAUGGAGCCAGGCGGCGGCCACCAUUUUGUGUCUGUUUCCACCAACAGCUCCGUGUCUUCCACCAACAGCUACGACCGAAUGCCGCGGGAGAACGGUUCUCCAGGUGGUCACAUGCUGGUGGCCACGCCCAUCGAAAUCUGCGUCUGAGUGCGUCAGAACGCUAACGUCGUCACGGACUCACCUGUACACACUUUUAUACCUCUCUUGAACCACACAGAUGUGCAUGCAUGAGAAGAAACUCUGAGUAGUUAUGGAGGAAGAGGAGCACACAUGGAAGACUUUUGACAGGAUUCAUAGAACAAACAUUCCUUCAGUCAGCUUCUGGUCCAAGAGAAGAACUCACACUCUGAUUACAACGUCUGAUGUUUGGGAAACCCAGGAAAAAAGAAAAGAUUCUCCGUUUAGAGAUUCUGUCACUAAAACAUCCUGAAAGAAGACCAAAAUGUUUUUCUUAAAGCAAUACUUCCAGCAAAAAAAGCAAACAGUCACAGAAGUGUUAGCAUGUUAGCGUGUUAGCUGUGUGACCUCUUCAGGACGGACCGUCGUUUCUGAAGGAAGCCAAGAGACAGAGGAUUUGUAUUUUUGACUAAAAGACUAAACCUGUUUGAGGACUAACCCUGUCAGAUAAAAACAGUGGAGCCGUGGUUUUAAAUGUUCCAUGUGUAACUAAUCUGUGAAAGUAUAAGCGUGUGUGCUGUGGGUUUCUGUUUCUAUAAAUCCACAACCAACAGAUGAUUUUGUUUUGAGAAGUUUCGUAUUUAUUUGAAUCUGAAAACACUAUUUUUUCUAUUGUUUUUUGUAAAACACGUUUCUUUGUUUGAGUUCCUCUUCAUAUCUUCUGUGUUUCAGACGUUUGGUUGACUGCUGUACAUAUCAGAGGAAUAUCCUGUCUGAGGUUUGUCCGCUAGUCUCAGACUGAAUAUUUACAUUGUUCAUUACGUCAGACCAGACUGAGAGGAAGCUAACGAUGUCCACGUUCUUCAAACCUAACAUAUCUACUUCACUGGUGAAAGACUUUUUCUACAAACUCCUCAAUCCUUUGAUUCAACCUUUCUUUUUUUAAAUUGUGUUUAAAUUUCUUCUGUUGACUUAACGAUUUUAUGAAAAAGAACAAAAAAAGCUCUUAGCAUUUUCAAUUCAAUCUCAAGAGAAAAAGAAUAUCUUAAAGUGUCACCUUUUUUUAAAACUGCAUGACAAGUAGCUCAAACUUACGAAAAACUGAACCGGCUUCACGAAAAAAACACGAAAAAAGAAAUGUGAAAUGUUGUGAUGUGGAUUUUUUGCCGUAGCACAAUUUCUUGCAUAAUGUCCCAGAGUGAAUAUCGGCGUCAUGAUCUCCUGAGACGUCCUAGGGCUAAAAAUCUGAACCGUUCACCGCAUUCACACAGCGACCGUUUCCUCUGACUCACUGUUGUGUAGCAUUUCAACACUCUUCAAAUGAUCAGCAGAAGAAGAGUGAAAUCUGGAGGAACAUGGGGCCAUGUUUGAAGUUUGAUGACCUGUUAGCUGCGUCUUUGAUAGCUAUGUCAGUUUUCACUUCUCAUUUCUCAUUUUUUAGACAUUUUGCUUUCGUUGAUAGGACAGCUUGCGUGACGUGUGGGGAGAGAUCGGGGGAUGAUGUGCACCAGCUCAUGUCAGGCCCUUUGAAUCGAUCCUGUAACCAGUAUAAAGAGGAUUGCAGCCUCUGUACGGGUCUGACCACUUGAUGAGAGCAGCUAGUUAAGCUAGGAAGUUUUCUCUGAGGUAGUAGUUCUACAGUGUGCUAUUUUUGACCCUUUAGCUACUGAGAGGACAGGACGAUGGAUACAGCAGGAAAACUAGGAGAGAGAGUGGGGACUCACACGAGGUAUAGGGCCACAGGUGGGAAACACAUUUUGGCAGCCCACUUUAAACCUGCCCCUGCACAUGGGGUCUAACCGCUACACUAAACCACAACCACUUUGAGUUAAAACAACACUUGAUACUCAUUAAUGUUAUAUUUUCAUUAAAACAUCAAGACGUAGUAACGACUCCUAUCACUACAAUCAGCUUCUUUAAAGACAAUAGCUAAGGUAAAUAUUCAGCUACUGAAGCUAACUAGCCCUUUGAACAUCUUACACCACAUAAGCCAAUCCCUGCUAAUGGUACGGCAACAUACUGUAAAUGCGGUAAGGUUAGCUUUUGUCACAGUUAGCUAUUACUUCUUACUUUUUAUUAUAUCUCUACAUUCUAACUGAUUAGCAACUGAAUGAUGGUCACUUAAAGUUAAAUUAACUAACUGUAUUUGAUAUCUUGCUAGCUACCUUAAGUUAACAGCUUAGGUUGAAACUAGCAUCUUAUAGCUAGCUGUACUUUAUGAUAGAAACGCCAAAUGAUAAUUUCCUAGCUAACAGUUAGGGAGGUGAGGAAGAGACGUUGUCUAAGGAUAGCUAACGGUUCUUAAUAUUUGUUAUCAGAUCCCUGCUUUUUGAUUGAUUAGCAACUAAGCCUCCAUGAACAGAGACAAUGUAGGGACAUCAGGCCACAUUUCAAGUUUAAACAACAUAUUGGAUAACUUAUUAGCUACUUUGGCAUUAGCUAACACUAGCAUUUAGCAACCUGUAGCUGACGGGACCUUUGAUAUUCUUACACAAUGUAAGAGAUGUCUUUAUAACGGUAUAAGAAGGUUGUUUUAAAGGAAGUAAUAGAUCAAUAUCACUUUUCUAAAAUGAUUAGCAGCUAAAGCUAAAAUAAAAGUGAAAAUCUGGUAAGACAUGGGUCAACACUUGGAGUUAAAACAACAUAUUUGAUAACACUGGCUACUUUUAGACAGAAGCUAACAUUAGCAUGGAGCAGCUUGUAGCUAACGGGAACAUUAAUAUUUUUAAUAUUAGCUUCUGAACUGAUUAGUAGCUAAAAACAGUGAAAAGGAACGUCAGGCUAACAACACUUAAAUCACUCAUCAAGCUACCUGUAGACAAAGCUAAGGCUAGGGUUUAGCCUCAUGUAGCUUCUGGCACCAAGUUAACAGAGUCAACACAUUUCUAGCUUACUGCAUGGUAAUCUACUAAAUGGUUGAUGCUAAUGCUAGCUGAAUGCAGUUGAAGCUUUAUUUAAUUGCUAUGCUAACGCUGGCUAUUGUCCUGACAUAUCCUCGUUGUUCCUCCAGAUUUCCUUUCCCUGAUCAACACAGAAGCAGUGAGUUUACAUCAGUGUGUCAGAUUCAGGCCUGUCCGUGAUUCUGCAGACUUCGCUCUGAGCAUGACACCAGAGGAAAACAGCUGCUGUGUGAACACGGUGAAUAAUUAGUUUCUAUUCAGUGUAUUGUAUUUGUAUUGCUAUUAGCGUUGUGUACAUUUUGCCACAUUCAAGAACAAAAAAAAGCAAAGCAUGAGGACAGAGAAUGAGAUGUAGGGAAUUAAAUUCUAUCAUUUAGGACAGGUUUUUGCUUCUAAACUGCCACUUUUAGUGAAGUAUUGUGGCUUAAAUGUUUUUUACAAGUUUGAAUUAACUGCAAAAAGUAAUCUGUUCCUUUCUUUAACUCGUUCUGAAUAUUUCCUGAAUAAUUUGAAGAAAAAAAAGCAUUGGAUCACGCACAGGAAUGAGCGUUUAGUGACAUAAAUCUGCAUGAACUCGUGUGUGCUGAGGCUCUGUUGUGUAAAAUCCUGUUUCUCCUGUCACAAGCUGUAGUUCUCUGUAGAUGUCGUGUAGCUGCACACAACAUGUUUCUUUCUCCUGUGAGAGUCCCACGAGGCUGAGCGAGGAUCAGCUGGACCCCGCUCUGCUCCUACAGACACCGUUUGGAUCACGCUCAGACUGCUGCUCCUGGAUCAGCCAGUGAGGAUGAUAAUGACCACAUCUUGUGACCAUCUCUGACCUCAUCAGCAGCUCCUGACUCACAACAAAGGACUCAUACACACUGUCAACGUGCUGUUCUCCGUCCGCCAGCUGCAAGCCAGCAUUUACCCUGUGUGUGUGUGUGACUGUGUGUGUGUGUGUGUGUGUGUGUGUGUGUGUGUGUGUGUGGAGGGGCUUUCACAUGAUGUAUGACGAGCCUGUUCAUUACCUCAUCAUGCAAACCACCCGUCUGCACAUGAAUCUAAACCUAACUGACCCUAACUUUCAUCCACUCUGAUUCAAAGUUAUAAGAGAGGUCUGAAUGAAACUGCAGGAUGACGAGUGACGCUCCUGCCUUUGUGUGGAAAAAACACCCAGAAUGAUGACAUGAGGACAAACGUGUAACUCUGUUUUAUGAAAUGCAAACAUGAUGACUUGAUCGCGAAAAAACGCUGCAGGAAUGAUGUUCUCAUUUCAGGGUUUCAGCAGGUUUUAUUUUGCAGCUUGAAAACUGAGUUAGACCUUUAUGGAUGCAGUUUUAGACAAAUGUCACUGAUUAAGUGGCUCAAAAAGAAAAAAGCAGAGUCCACUGAUGAGGGAUAGAAAUCAUUUCAGUUUCUUCUGUCCGGAAGAGGCUUAUUAGCCGCUAAAAGAGGAAAAUCUGAGAGGCCAAGCAGACAGUGACAUGUUUUAAAAGCUUUUCCCCGUCUACGUUAAAAUCACCUAUUCUGAUAAAACAGUGUUAUACUGUUAGAUAAAACAUACUCUGGGGAGCUGGUUGGAUCAAAAAGACUCCUUCUUUCCCACCAACGAGUGUGUCCAAUCGUCUCGUGUAGAAGAAAUGAUUUUAAAUUCAGCAAGAAAAUGAGACCAUCGAUUUUAACACAAGACAAAAACUAUGAGCUCUGAUUGCAGACAUGGGGAGGCAGGUUUGAAUCAUCGUGCUCUGUUAUCAAGUGAGCGAAAUAGAAGUCUUAUUAGUUUGAGGAGACAAACCACGUUGUGCCAGAGUUGCUGAAUUGAUAAACUAACAGUAUGGAUUUGUUUUCAGUGUGAUCAAAGCUCAUUUUCCCAAUAACCAAUAACCCAGCUCUGACGUGUUGUUCUGCAGCUCCGUGUCUCUCUGUCCACUCACACGCCUCACAGCCUUGUUCAUGACCUCUGUGGAGUUUUAGUGAGUAGAUGAUCACAGCACUAGAACUCGUAUCCGGUUCUGUCUUUGCAAUACAACUGUCUUCCUGUAAACUCAGAUUAAGUCAAUAAAAUGAGAACUCUUGUUGAAGUGA